AUGUCCAAGCAGCCGGAUAGCGAUUCAGGCGCACCAGCUAAGAAGAUGUUUGCCUUCCGGCAGUCAGCAUUAUCAGCGAAAGCUGAUCAGCUGUGGAAUCAAAGCAAAUCUGGCUUUGGGUUCGGUGUCACACCGUCAACACAUGUUCAGUUGGAAAAGAAAUCGUUAGAUGAUGUUCUUGGACGGAUGGCUGCUGAGAAAAAGUUGCGACAAGAGCGCGAAGAGAAAGGGCAACCAGUGUUUGUAUUUGGAUCCAAGAUAUCCGAUCGUGUUAUUCAGGAAGCACCAGCAGAAUCCUCUAACGGGAACGCUUCUGUUGGUGGGGAACUAGAAGGUUCUAGGCCUAAAACAGCAGAAGAGCUGUUCAAGUCCGCCGCUCAACAGGACAAAGCACCGGAAGAACAUGAUUUCAUUGCUGAAGCCAAGGAGGCAGCAGAGAAAAAGAAGGAGCAUGAGAAGCCAAGCACAAGCUUAGUUGCCAUCAUGACUGGAGAGGAGAACGAUAUCAACAUUUUCCAGACUGCAUGUAAACUUCAUUCAUUCGAUACGGAAAAGAAGACCUGGGUUGAGCGCGGUCUAUCACAAAUUAGGAUUAAUCAAAGAAAUGAAGAUGGAGAAGUGCAUCAUCGCAUUGUUGCUCGUACUACUGGUAACCAUCGCGUCGUUAUUAACUCUAAAGUCCAUGCCGAUAUGCUUUUUGAACGUGUUGACGCUAAAAGGUUUAAAAUCAGCGCUACUUCACCGGAUUCAAAUGGCAUGCAGAUAUUUCUAGUUACUAUUGGAUUUUCUAAAACAGCUCUGAAUAUUGAUGAGUUUUGCACUAUUUUGGAUGGACUGAUAAAAAAAGAAAAGGCGAAUGAGUCUUCUAAGCGAAAGCGGAAGGCGUCUGGAGAUCCUGGAGCUGAGAAAGUGGCGAAGAUGAAAAUUCAAGAAGAUGGUAAUGAAUCCCAGCAUGAGAAGUCUUCUCCAGAUCAAAAGCUUCAAGAAAACUCUUCUCCAUCGGAAGCUAUCGCGAGAAAUGAAAAGGAGGAGGGUGAGGAAGAUCUAAAGUCUGAGGAGAAACGAGAAGACAACACACACAACAUUCAACAUGCUUCAGCUUUGUCAGAAUAG
Messenger RNA from Necator americanus (New World hookworm), 1113 nucleotides. RefSeq lists its product as uncharacterized. NCBI's taxonomy places the organism in Eukaryota, Metazoa, Nematoda, Chromadorea, Rhabditida, Ancylostomatidae. The transcript is spliced from 8 exons. The record is from RefSeq and is a predicted model, not a curated record. Gene Ontology annotation, biological process: intracellular transport. Gene Ontology annotation, molecular function: GTPase activator activity. Bases 1 to 1113 code for a protein of 370 amino acids. Gene Ontology annotation, cellular component: cytoplasm; nuclear pore.